AUGGCGUCUCCGUAUGCUCUGCUCCUGCUGCCUUCUCCACCAGCGAUAGUGGAGGAGGAGGUGAGAGACGCGUACGAGGAGGCUCUAGCAUCGGUUUUCUCGACUCUGUCGCAGUCUCUGGACGGUACCAGUUGCACUGCCACGCUGGAUAUUGCGUUAGCCAUCUCCGGCCUGGAGCCAGCUUCCCGUCAGCCCAGAGCCCGGGUGUUCCAGCCGCUUCAACACGUGCUGACCAACGUUUACAAGCUCAUCAUUGCUGUGUGUGCGUCAAGGAGCAUUGAGCUCGAUGGUCCGGGGGGUAUUGAUGCUCGGGUGGUGUUUGUCGGUGAUGUUGAUGAGGGUGCAGAUGGUGACAGAGCUCAACGGCUGGGACCUAUCCUCAGUCUCCAAACACUGGCGACAUCCGCUCGUUCCUGGAAUUCCAUCUUCUUCGUGGAUACAGCAUCCGGCCGGAAACUCCUGAACGCAUUCACUGGUAGUCUGCAGUCUCCGGUGCAUACGUACGGAGUUCCCGGAGGCAAGUCGGAUGAGGCCUCUUCGAACACUCUUCUCCUGGCAUCUGAAGGACCACAGGGAGUGGCUCGACACUAUUCUGUCGCUGUGGGAGGCACCUUUGACCAUCUUCAUAUUGGACACAAACUAUUACUCACCGCCACGGCACUGGCUUUGGAUCGGGUAGUAGAGACAGAUACGGGCCGAGAUCGAUCGAUCACAGUCGGGGUGGCAGCGGACGAGCUACUGGCGAAGAAGAAGUAUAUCGAAUUCUUGGAGAGCUGGGAUCAGCGGUACAGACGUACUGCUUCGUUUCUAACGAGUAUCAUCGACUUCUCCCCCCCACAGGACAGCGCUCCGCGGGUUCAAGAGGUGUUGGAGCCCGGUCCCAACGGCAAAUACGUCCUACUCCGGCUACGGACCGAUCUCGUCUUGAAGCUAGUCCAGUUCUCAGACAUCUAUGGUCCAACAAUCACGGACCAGCAAAUCAGCGCACUUGUUGUGUCCAGAGAGACUCGCGCCGGCGGCCAGGCGGUCAAUACUGAAAGAGCUAAGCAGGGUUGGCAAGAGCUUGAGAUCUUCGAGGUCGACGUGCUCAAUUCGGGGACAGCGGCAGCUCUCGCAGCCUCGAGACCCGACAGCUUCGAGACCAAGAUCAGCAGCACGGAGAUCAGGCGGCGUCGAAUGGAACAGGCCCAAGCACCACCACGGUCAACCUGA
Messenger RNA from Penicilliopsis zonata CBS 506.65, 1212 nucleotides. RefSeq lists its product as hypothetical. Gene Ontology annotation, molecular function: dephospho-CoA kinase activity. Gene Ontology annotation, biological process: coenzyme A biosynthetic process. The record is from RefSeq and is a predicted model, not a curated record. The coding region runs from base 1 to 1212 and encodes 403 amino acids. Lineage: Eukaryota; Fungi; Ascomycota; Eurotiomycetes; Eurotiales; Aspergillaceae. The transcript has a single exon.